UAGAUUAGGUCAUGUUUCAUGAAAGUCAGGAAAUAGAGUUUUUAUUUAACAUUUUACCAAAAAGUAAUAUUGAAGCAAAUUUGAAUUCAUCAUCUAUAAAUAUUGAAACUGAUGUCACUUCAUUGUCUACAAAUGAAUUUUCAAAUUUGUUGAACGACUUUACUGAUAUUUUAGCAACAGACUUACUUAAAAAAUCUUAUAUAAUAGGUGAUCAAUUGAGUUUAUUCAAAAACCAUAAUGCUGGCACUGAAGCUUCAAAUCGUAAAAUAAAAAAACGUAAAAAUUACAAAUGGUGCAGAAAAAGAAAAAUUAAAAACAGUGUUAAUGAUGAAAAAAAUAUAAAAGGUUUUACAGGUGAAAUUAAUUUUGAUGGUGAAACAAGUAACUUUAUUCAACAACCAUAUCCAGCUUUAAAAGAAUGUUUUGUAUCGCUUGUUGAUAUUAUGACUUCUCAUAAAGUUCUUCAAUAUUAUAAUAUUAAACCUUCACAUAAUAACUCUGAAUCUUAUAUCAAGAAUACAGAAAAGAAAGAUAUAACUAAAUUUGAAGUUAACAAAAGUGUUUGUUAUGAGUUGGAGAAAGUGAUUUCUUGUGAUGAUGCUUCUCAAAUAAAUAAUAAAGAUUUUUUUACAAAAGAAGUUAGUACUAGUAGUUGCACCAGUGAGCUAAAUUACUUACACUGUUCAAACAAUAAAAAUAAAUCAACAUUUAAUAAAAAGAUAGAAAAUAAUUUAUUUUGUAUGCAGUUACUUCGUUCAUCGUGCAUUGGUGUUUUAUCAAAUCUUCAAAAUUCAGAAAAUUUUCUUUUUUCACCUGAAACAGGUUAUAGUCAGCUGUGUUCUAACAGCUUACUUAAUACCGUUACUAAAAACUCAAAACAUUUCAUAACUGACAUAAUAUCUAUAGAUACAGUAGUUAACAACAAUCAAAUAUUUACAAAUGAAAAUGAAAAAAAUAGUUGCUCAGAAAAAAUAACUUUUAAACAAGAAAAUAGAGACAUUAAAAAAGAUAAUUUAGAAUGUUUUUUAACUAAAGAAAAAUAUAAACCAAUGAUUGUUAUGACCUCUGCCAAAAAGAAAAAUAUGUUCAAUGGUAGUUUGUAUACUGAAACCAGCCUACCUAGAUCUUCUCAUGCACUCAAACCAGAUAAUGGCAGAUAUAGUGAUAGUACCCCAGUUAUAGUACCAAGAAAUGGUGGCAAAUGGAUACCAGCUUUUACUUAAAUUUUACUUAGAAAAUUUAAAAUAAUGCAUUAUAGAUUAUGAUUUGAAUCCAAGAGAUAAAGUGUCAAUGUGUCAAUGACUUAUGACAAUGUCAUUCUCAAUUGGUCUUUUUCUUAAUGCUUUAUUAUUAUUAUUUUUUUUUUUGUACCAAUAAUAAUGCAAUAUGACGCUAUUUAUAUCACCCCCUGUUUAAUUUUUGAAAUAAUAGAUAAACUUUCAUAAGUUAUUCAUUGUAUAGCAAUGAAUAGAAAUUAUAAAAUAAAGUGUAUUUAUAGAUUAUAAAAUAAAGUGUAUUUUUGUUUUAGCUUUGCCUUCGUUGCACUCCAGAGGGCAAGCAUAGAAGUUCUACAGUUAAGUAUCCUUGGUAAGGUUUAAAUUCUGUGGGAAAAAAGAUUUCUUUUUUUUUUCUCGCAUAAAAACGCUAGAAAAUAUUUAAGUCGGAUACUACACUACAUGAGAAGUUAUUAAUAAGCUUUAUUAAGUUCAGAUACUGCACGAUGCUACAUGAGAAGUUAUUAAUAAGCCAUUAUAAGUGUCGGAUACUACACGAUACUACAUAAGAGACUAUUAAUAAAUUUUGUUAAGUGUCGGAUACUACAUGAUACUACGCGAUAAAGUAAUUAUUAGGCUUUGUUAAGUGUCGGAUACUACACGAUACUACACGAUAAAGUGGUUAAUAAGCUUUAUCGCGUGUCUAAUGUGUCGAUUACUUAACAAUUUAAUACGAGAAAGUGAUUAUAAGGCUUUGUUAAAUGUCCGUACUGGACGAUUUUACCUAAAAAAGUAAUAUUCUUUAUUAAGUGCCAGAUACUACACUUAAAGGUCAAUGAAUAAUUCGUUUGAGUUUACAUACUACACGAGAAAGUGAUUUUAAGUUUUUUAGAAUCGAAUCUGAUAAGAACAGUACUAAAUUUUGAUCUUUUUUGCUAUUAUUCUAAAGUUAGCGAUAUGUUGAGAGAAAGAUUUUUAUUUCUGCUCGAUACUACAUACGAUAAUUUGAUCAAGAUGAAACGCUUUCGUUAUUCGGAAGUUCUUUAUAUCUUAAUAAAAGAAACUAUAAUA
Molecule: messenger RNA, 2285 nt
Organism: Hydra vulgaris (swiftwater hydra)
Lineage: Eukaryota; Metazoa; Cnidaria; Hydrozoa; Anthoathecata; Hydridae
Source: RefSeq, a predicted model, not a curated record